AUGGGCUGGGCCCUCACUCAAGACCUCUCCCGUACGGAUAUCCCAAACACGCAGUUUCUUGUCUCUAGAUGUUGUGGCCAACAAAGAACCGUUGUAGUUAAACGAGAACGAUGUGACCAGGUCGGUGUGCUUCAAGGUGAUCUCGUCCUUGCCGGUUUCCAGGUUCCAGAACUUGACGGUGUAAUCCAAAGAGGACGAUGCCAACACAUUUUCUGCAAUUGGAUGAUAUUGUACAUGUCCAACCUUACGUGUGUGACCACUCAGCAGCUUGACAGGCUUGAUAUCCUUGAUAUCUCCGUCGGAAUCGGUGAAGUUCUUGAAAGAAUAGCCCUCUGGAAUCUCCCACAAAGCAAUCUUUCCAUCAUCUGA
This is a messenger RNA of Kuraishia capsulata CBS 1993, 369 nucleotides long. RefSeq lists its product as uncharacterized. The transcript has a single exon. The coding region runs from base 1 to 369 and encodes 122 amino acids. The record is from RefSeq and is a predicted model, not a curated record. NCBI's taxonomy places the organism in Eukaryota, Fungi, Ascomycota, Pichiomycetes, Pichiales, Pichiaceae.